UUAUAUAUUAUUUUAAGCUCACGUAUAUAUCAAUGAGAGCAACGUUAAAAACAAUUUUUUAUUUCUACCGAGCAAGAAUUACUAAUAAGAUAUUCACUUUAUUAAUAUUGAAUGAAUUUAAUGAGAACAAAAGUUCAAAUAUUUAAGCUCACCUAUUUGUAAAUAAGAAAAAUCACAACCAAGUACAUUUGCAAAUAGUUCAUUGUGUAAAUUUAGCUGCGAGAAAAAACACGUUGUAAUAUCGACUGGUAAAGGUAGAAUCGCGAGGAAGUUCCCACGUUAAAGACACGAACGAUACGUAGAAGGGUGGUGCCAGACACGAAAUAGUGAUACUGUUAACCCACCCUUUCCUUCGAACCCUCGCCUAUCCAGCAAAACUUUCCGAUUUCAGUCGUCAUAAUAGUGAUACUCGAGCACGAUCACCUGUCGGUUCUUACUUAUCUAAACAUGUUUGUCCAAGGACCCGGUAUGGUCCAAAAUAGAUCAGACAAUUCCGAGGAGGAAAGCGAAGAUGAAUUUUCUGGUGACGUUCUUCAGAAACGCCGCGAAGAAUGCGAGAGAAAGGCUAGACGAGGAGAAAUGGAUCCUCGUUUGGAAUUUGCUUUUCAGCUUUUGAUGGAUGCGACACAGCUAACACGUCACGAGGUAAUGGACCAUGUUUUCGAAGGCGACAUGUUAGACGAAAUCAAUCAAUUGUUUUUACCUCACACGAGGUCGACUCUCGUCUGGUUUUAUCAAGAGGUCGUUGAAAUGGAACCUUCUCGUCCACUUGAUACGGUACAAACGAAACCUACAGGUGCUCGAAUCGCCCCAAAUACGUCAAUGUCGAAAGUAAAAGAAUUACAAAAGGAAACUAAAGAAGCAACGAAAAAGAAACUUUUUUUAACCGACGGUUGGCAGGUGCCUUGUACAGGAAUCUGUAUUUAUAUGUUUCGAAUUAAUCUUUCAAAACAACUACCCGAAGAAGGAUUUCAAAAGGAUUUGUACACAGGCAUUAUAGAUACUAUGAAGAUUGGUAUAGUACCAUCGAUUCAACGUGUCGUUGAAAAUGUUUUUAUGGAAGCAUUGGCACAUUCCAUUGGAGAAGGAGAAGAUGAUUGUCCGAUGAUAAAAACUCUUUUGUUGCCUGGUCUUAGAUCAUUUUGCAGCGCUUUAAAAGUAUGCGAGGACGUAGCUUUGGAAGGAAGUAUAUUCGACGAUGGUCAAAAUAUAAUGGUAAACGUCCAUAAUUUUGAGGAAGCAAAAGUUUUUAUAUCUCAAGAAAAUGCCAUCACUAAAGUCGAGGAAAGAGUAAAAGUAUGGAUAAAGAAAUUAAAAGAUUUCAUGGCGGAGAGUAAGCAAGUUAAAAGAGAAAACGAUAAUUCCGGACCGCAACAAGAAUUGGAAUAUUGGAAACGAAGAGGAGCGCAAUUUAGUCAACUUGUUUGUCGAUUACAGGAUCACGAAGUGCGAAUGUCACUUCUAUGCUUGCAAGUAGUUCGCUCGGCUUACAUUAAAAACUGGGUCGACACCGAAAACGAAGUGACUUAUUGCUACAACGAGGCAAAAGAUAACGCAAAGUUUAUUCAGGCCUUAGAAAAAUGCUGUCACUGUUUAUACCUCGACGAUCCCGUGAAAAUGAAAGAUUCUCUUAUAUCGUUGCUGCAAACUGUAAGAUUGAUAUACAGUGUAUCGAAAUUUUAUAAUACUUCAGAACGAACUAGUUCGUUAAUGAUCAAAAUUACUAAUCAAAUGAUAGUCGCUUGUCGUGAUUACGUCACGAAAAGAGGAAGAGAAACAAUUUGGGGUCAGGACAGGAUGGCUGUUAGAUCAAGAUUAAAACAUUGUUUAAGAUUGAACAAGUCGUACAGAGAAACAUACAGAUUAGUACGAUGUUCACCAGCCGUGACAGAACAAGAAUUUUCCUUUUCUGAAACUCACGUUUUUGGAAGAUUUGAUUCUUUUUGUGCGAGAAUCAGAAAGAUUCUUACAAUGUUCGAUCUCAUUGAAGAUUAUCAGAAUUUGUUCGAAAGACGAAUGGAAGGAUUAUUACUAGGAGAAUCUUUAGAAGAUGCUAUGAAGGUUUUCGAAGAAGCUAAGCAAAUAGCUACGAAUAAAUCAUACGAUUAUUUGGAUCCAAGAAAUUUUGAAUUUGAUACAGACUAUGACGAGUUUAUGGUGAAGACAGAUAAUUUAAAAGAAAACAUUGGCGAUAUCAUUGAGAAAAAUUAUGCCGAUGUUUGGGAAACUCCGCAAGGUAUACGCUUUUUAACGCGAUUCGAGAAGGUCAGCAAAAAGAUUCCAUUGACGAAACUCGAAGAGAAAUAUAACAUUGUGAUCAAAUAUUGUGAUAGAGAAAUCGAAAGAAUCUUGAAACUGUUUAAAAGACAACGAGACGAUCCACCAUUGCCCAGACAUAUGCCUCCUAUAGCUGGAAGAGUAACUUGGGCAAACUCAUUAAUAGUACAUCUAAACGAAUUAACUACUUCUGUGACGAGUCACCCAGUUUUAAAAACGUUACCUCUCACUGGAGAUUUAGAGAAGCGUUACGCCCAGGCACUCGUUGUCUUAAGUCAAUAUCGAUCGGAUAUUUCCGAAGUUUGGACACAUCAAAAUUCAUGGAUUAUCGAAGAUUGCUUAAAACGAUCAUUGUUAGCAACUGAUCAAAAAACAGGAAAAAUCAAGGUCAAUCUGGAAAGUCGUAUCGUUCUUCUAUUUCGUGAAGCUGACUGUUUGGCAAAGUUAAAUUUUAACAUUCCUAUCGUUGCACUGGCGAUAUUAGCUAAACGUGACUACUUCACAAUGGUCUCGAAUUCUCUUCAGUUAGUAAUAGAAGAAUUUGUUACAACAGCUCAACGAGUAAAAUUAGAAGUUAGACCACUUCUUUUACCACAUUUGGUCCGUGUCGCAUCGUUAUUCAAACCUGCUUUAACAUCGUUAACAUGGACGCAACCGGAUUGGAAAGAAUUUUGCCAAAAUACAAGAGAACAAAUCAAAAUCUUCGAUAUACUUAUAAUUAGAAUUCAUGAUGUAUAUUCCAAUAGAAUCUUACACGUAUUAGAAAGCAUGCAAAAAAUCACUUUACAUUCUUUACCGACUUCCAAUGAUCCAUGGACGAUAGAGGAAUUUAUAGAAAAAACGGAAGAAAUUUGUAGAAUUGCUGCAGUAGAUUUGUAUCGUAAAAGUAUGAUGGUGGAAGAGGCGGUAGAAGAAGUUUUAGGUUUAGUUAAAAAUGCCGCUGCUGAUUUCAAACAGAUUGCUGACUCUGAUCAAUUUGAUUUGUUAAUCGAAGAAGAAAACAUAGAAAAAGAUGCGGAGCAAGGAGUGCAGCAACACGAUUGGUCCAUCGUGUGGGCUUAUUUUGACAAUCCUCAUCAAUUAUUAACGAUAGAUAGUUUACCUAAAGGAAUGCAAGAAAUGGUUGGAAAUGCAAUGUCUGAAAUGAGAAGAUACUAUUCCAGAAAAGUCGUGGAUGUAUUGAUAAAGGUUACAAAAGCUUCUUUAGACGCUAUAAGAAAACGAUUUGUUCGAAAUAUAGAUCUUGAUUGUCCUCCGAAUCCUGUGUUCCUAUUACACGCCAAUCUAAUGAUACCAACAGUAACAGUAAAACCAACUUUAAACGACGUACAAGAAACUUUAUGCUCGGCUGGGAAAAUAAUUACCGGCGUAUCGAAAGGUGUUUCGCAAUGGAAUGUCAAAAGCAAUAAGAAUUGUUGGAAAGAUUUACAAUGGGAUAUUAAAAGGAAUAUUACUGAUGUAAUAAUGCGAGUGCAAGUCGAUGUUACGAAGAAGAAAGAAGAACAAUUGGAAGAUUUAAAAACUAGAAGACGCAGACUUUAUAAAAUAAUCUCCGAAGAGAAACCGAUAUUUAUAAUCCAGGAAAGAAAUUUUUAUUCAAUGGUUAUCGAAAAUAAGGACAUCGUCAAAAUACUAUCGAUGUUGAACAGUUGCACCCAAGAACUUAAACAGGAUUUGUCAAAUUUUUUCGAACGAUGGGAACCUUAUAAAUUUCUAUGGGAAAACGAACGAAAUAUGCGAGAACUUUUACUAGUUUCUCUAUCCGAAUUUGAAAGUACUUUACGAAAACACGGUGAGCUAGAAGAUCUUUUAAUCACCGAACCCGAUAUGAUUCUUUUUGGAAGAUCCAUCGCUGUAUCUACGGAAAGGUUGAAGUAUGGACUCUAUACGGAAAUAAAAAGUUCCACACACAAAAUUGGUCAGGCAAUGAAGAAGAAAUAUCGAAAAGAAAUGGAAUAUGUUUAUGCGGUAAUGAACGAAAUGGAUCGUAAAUUGGAUCGACAAAUACGCGAUCUAGACGACGUACGUCUCAUAAUGGAUACCUUGAAGAAAAUUCGCGACCAGGAGGUCGACAUGGAGCUUAAAAUUGAUCCGAUCGAAGAAGCUUUUAAUAUAGUUACAAGAUACGAGGUCCCUGUUGAUCCCGAGUGCUUAGAACAAGUCGAUAAUCUUCGAUACACUUGGCAACAAUUAUUGGCACGUGCACAAGAAAGUCAUGUUUUAUUACUGAAUCUCCAGCCUCAGUUCGAAGAUGAUUUGAGAAGGAAUCUCGAGAAAUUCCGUAUCGACAAUGAGACUUAUUGCGAAGAAUAUAGAUCGUCGGGACCAAUGCAGCCUGGUUUAAGUCCUAGAGAUGCUUCCGAUAGACAAAUACUUUUUCAAAAUAGAUUCGAUGGAAUGUGGAGGAAGUUACAAACGUAUCAGAGCGGCGAAGAAUUAUUUGGAUUACCUAUUACGGAUUAUCCAGAAUUGUCGCAAAUUCGAAAGGAAUUAAAUUUGUUGCAAAAAUUAUAUAAAUUGUAUAAUGACGUUAUCGAUCGGGUCAGUAGUUACUACGAUAUACCUUGGGGUGAGGUAAAUAUCGAAGACAUCAAUAACGAAUUGAUGGAGUUUCAAAAUCGAUGCCGUAAAUUACCGAAGGGUUUAAAAGAAUGGCCUGCAUUUUUUGCGUUGAAAAAAACGAUCGACGAUUUUAACGACAUGUGCCCGUUAUUGGAAUUGAUGGCGAACAAAGCCAUGAAGCCACGUCAUUGGCAGAGAAUCGUCGAAGUAAUGAGUUACUCUUUCGAUCUCGAAAAUGAAAAUUUUUGCUUGAAGAAUAUUCUUGAGGCACCCUUGUUGAAAUACAAGGAAGAUAUCGAAGACAUUUGUAUUUCCGCGAUGAAAGAGAAGGACAUCGAAGCAAAAUUAAGAACAGUGAUAAACGAGUGGUCUUCUCACGAAUUGACCUUUAUGACUUUUAACAAUCGAGGAGAAUUGUUACUCAGAGGAGAUACCACUGCGGAAACAAUAGGACAGCUAGAAGACAGUUUGAUGAUUUUGGGUUCCUUGAUGUCGAAUAGGUAUAACGCACCCUUUCGCAAACAGAUACAGCAAUGGCUUGCAGAUCUUUCGAAUACAAACGAGAUUCUUGAAAGAUGGCUACUCGUCCAAAAUAUGUGGGUUUAUCUUGAGGCUGUAUUCGUGGGUGGAGAUAUAGCUAAGCAAUUGCCAAAAGAAGCUAAAAGAUUUAGUAAAAUCGAUAAGAGUUGGCAAAAAAUUAUGCAAAGAGCUCAUGAAACCCCUGGUGUUGUGCCUUGUUGCGUGGGGGAUGAUUUAUUAAAGCAACUUUUACCGCAUUUACAAGAACAGCUGGAACUUUGUCAAAAAUCUCUUAGCGGGUAUUUAGAAAAAAAACGCAUGAUGUUUCCAAGAUUUUUCUUCGUAUCCGAUCCAGCACUUUUGGAGAUACUUGGUCAAGCAUCAGAUUCGCACACGAUACAAAAUCAUUUGCUUUCGAUUUUCGAUAAUACCAAAUACGUUAAGUUUCACGACAUAGAAUACAAUAAAAUGACUGCAAUUAUUUCCUCGGAAGGUGAAACGAUAACUCUGGAAAAAGCUGUGCGAGCUGAAGGUUCUGUAGAGACAUGGUUGAUGCAGCUUUUACAGACAUCUCAAUUAUCUUUACAUUCCAUCAUUCGUCAAGCCUACUCGAUGAUGAAUGAUAUUAGCUUUAACUUAUUAAAUUUCCUGGACAAAAUGCCGGCACAAGUAGGAAUAUUGGGAAUACAAAUGAUUUGGACAAGAGAUGCGGAAUUAGCUCUAGCACAAGCACGUGCGGACAAAAGAAUCAUGAGCGAAACAAAUAAUAGAUUUCUAGAUUUGUUGAAUACCUUGAUCGAUCAGACCACGCGAGAUCUCUUGAAGAUCGAUCGAACUAAAUUCGAAACGUUGAUCACUAUACACGUGCAUCAGCGUGAUAUUUUUGAUAUACUGUGUCGCAUGAAUGUACGUUCCGUAAAUGAUUUCGAGUGGUUAAAGCAAUGCAGAUUUUAUUUUAAAGAAGAUAUGGAUAAAACUAUGAUAUCUAUAACAGAUGUACAAUUUGUAUAUCAAAAUGAAUAUUUAGGAUGUACUGAGAGACUCGUUAUAACACCAUUAACAGAUAGAUGUUACAUAACGUUAGCACAAGCGUUGUCUAUGUCAAUGGGAGGUUCACCCUGCGGACCUGCAGGAACUGGUAAAACUGAAACGGUCAAAGAUAUGGGAAAGACAUUGGCAAAAUAUGUCGUAGUUUUCAAUUGCUCCGAUCAAAUGGAUUAUAGAGGACUCGGCCGAAUUUACAAAGGAUUGGCUCAAAGUGGAUCCUGGGGAUGUUUCGACGAAUUCAAUAGAAUCGAAUUACCUGUCUUGUCCGUUGCUGCCCAACAAGUUGCUGUUGUUCUAGCUGCUAAGAAAGAAAAAAAAAAGCAAUUUAUAUUUACAGAUGGCGAUCAAAUAGAUAUGUGCCCUGAACUUGGAAUAUUUAUUACAAUGAAUCCUGGUUAUGCGGGUAGAAAAGAACUUCCAGAAAAUUUAAAAAUACAAUUUCGUACCGUAGCCAUGAUGGUACCCGACAGACAGAUAAUUAUACGAGUAAAAUUGGCUAGCUGCGGAUUCCUAGAAAAUAUUACUCUAGCUCGUAAAUUUUAUACGCUUUAUAAGCUUUGUGAGGAACAACUUACCAAACAAGUUCAUUACGAUUUCGGCUUAAGAAAUAUCUUAUCCGUACUUAGAACGUUGGGUGCUGCAAAAAGAGUAAAUUCCAAAGAUUCGGAAAGUACAAUUGUGAUGCGUGUUCUCAGAGAUAUGAAUCUCUCAAAACUCAUAGACGAAGACGAGCCAUUGUUUAUAUCAUUGGUAGCAGAUCUUUUUCCAAAUCAAGCUUUAGAAAAAACUUCGUACCCGGAAUUAGAGACAGCUAUUAGUCAGCAGGUCGAAGAGGCUGCGUUGAUUUACCAUCCACCAUGGGUCUUAAAAUUAAUUCAACUUUAUGAAACUCAAAGAGUACGACAUGGUAUUAUGACUCUCGGACCAACAGGUGCAGGAAAAACAACCUGUAUCCAUAUACUGAUGAAAGCUUUAACUCAAUCUGGUGAUUACCAUAGAGAAAUGAGGAUGAAUCCAAAAAGUAUUACAGCCUCUCAAAUGUUCGGUCGCUUGGAUGUGGCUACCAAUGAUUGGACAGAUGGAAUUUUUUCAGCACUUUGGCGUAAAACUUUGAAAUUAAAAAAAGGCGAACAUGUAUGGAUGGUCCUUGAUGGACCGGUCGAUAGUAUAUGGAUCGAAAAUUUAAAUUCCGUAUUAGACGAUAACAAAACCUUGACGCUUGCCAAUGGCGAUCGUUUAUCAAUGGCACCUACAUGUAAAAUUAUUUUCGAGCCACAGGACAUCGACAAUGCUAGUCCUGCAACAGUUUCUCGUAAUGGUAUGGUAUACAUGAGUUCGUCAGGAUUAGAUUGGAAUCCAGUAGUUACAGCAUGGCUCAAACGUCGAUCGCCACUCGAACGGGAGACUUUGGAGCAGUGCUUUGUCGAUUCUUUUGUUCAGGUAUAUUCUUGGUCCACUCAAACGCUUUUAUUAGCCAUCAAUGUUCUACAAUGUAAUAUUGUUCAGCAAAUGCUUUCUAUCCUCGAAGGAUUAAUACCACCUGAAAUAUCGGCGGAAGAUGGUGAAGAUAAUGAUAACGAAAGAGAUAGAUCUCAACCUAUAACUUCGGAACAUCUAAAACGUCUCUACAUUUUUGCUUUAAUCUGGGGUGUGGGAGCGCUUUUGGAAACAGCCGAUAGAUUAAAAUACGAUGUAUUUUUGAAAGAAAACUUUCAAAGCUGGGAUCUUCCAAACUCAGAAAACUGUCCUGAUGCGAAAAUCUUUGAUUUUUUUGUCACCGAAAAAGGCAAGUGGGAUACUUGGACGAGUAUGGUAACGAAUUAUGUGUAUCCCGAAUAUUCAACACCCGAUUAUAGUAACGUACUCGUGCCAAUUCCCGAUAAUGUACGUAUUCAAUAUUUGAUCGAUGUGAUUGGCCGCCAAGAUAAGGCUGUUUUAUUAAUUGGUGAACAAGGAUCUGCUAAAACAGUUAUGAUGAAGUCAUAUAUGAAAAAGGCGAAUUCUGAUACCACCUUAAAUCGAUCCUUCAAUUUUAGUUCAGCGACUAGCCCCUGCCAAUUUCAGAAAACUAUCGAAAGUUAUGUAGAGAAACGUAUGGGAAACACGUUUGGACCACCAGGUGGUAAGAAGAUGUUGAUCUUCAUCGACGACAUAAAUUUGCCGCAAAUAAAUGAAUGGGGUGAUCAAAUCACUAACGAAAUUGUACGACAGACUAUGGAUAUGAAGGGUUUCUAUUCUCUCGAAAAACCUGGCGAUUUCACCACUAUCGUUGACGUAACAUUUCUAGCAGCAAUGUGUCAACCUGGCGGAGGAAGAAAUGAUAUACCUUCGAGAUUGAAACGACAAUUUUCCAUUUUCAAUUGCACUUUACCCAACAACGAAUCGAUCGAUCAUAUUUUUAGUGUACUCGGAGAGGGACAUUACAACACAAAAAGAGGCUUCUCUGAUGAAAUUAGAAAUCUUAUUAAAAAAAUGGUUCCGUUAACCCGAAUUCUAUGGGAAAGAACGAGAGUAAAAUUGUUACCUACUCCAGCUAAAUUCCAUUACGUUUUUAGCCUUCGAGAUUUAUCACGAAUUUGGCAAGGAAUAGUUGGUACUUUAUCCACGGUAAUAGAUACAGAAAACGUAUUAAUGUCACUCUGGAAACACGAAUGUAUGCGAGUUUUUAGUGACAGAUUUACAAUGCAGUCAGACAAGGAAUGGUUCGAGGAACAGGUUGUUCUAGUUGUAAAAGAUAUUUUAGGCGAAGAUUACAUCGACAUGACGAAACCAAAUCCUGCGUUUGUAGAUUUCAUGAGGGACGCGCCUGAACCCACUGGUGAGGAAAGCGAAGACGCUGACGUAGAAUUACCAAAGGUAUAUGAACCUGUUUACGAUGAACAAGUAUUACGAGACAGGUUGGAAAUGUUCCUGGCACAAUUUAAUGAAAUGCAACGAGGCGCCGGUAUGGAUCUUGUAUUUUUCCCCGACGCGAUGCUACAUCUAGUAAAAAUUUCUAGAGUGAUAAGACAUCCAAAAGGAAAUGUCAUGUUAGUAGGAGUGGGUGGCUCGGGUAAACAAAGUCUGACAAAGUUAUCCUCUUUCAUCGCUGGGUAUAAAACCUUUCAAAUCACAUUGACAAGAUCCUACAACGUAGCAAACUUUUUGGAGGAUUUAAAAUUUCUUUAUCGAUCUUGUGGUGCUCAAGGAAAAGGCACCACUUUUAUCUUCACCGAUUUGGAUAUCAAAGAGGAAGGUUUCUUAGAAUAUUUAAAUAAUAUUCUAAGCUCCGGUGUAAUCAGCAAUUUAUUUACGCGCGACGAACAAGCAGAGAUCAUAUCGGAAUUAACACCUAUUCUGAAACGUGAGAAUCCUAAAAAAACCAUCAACAACGAGCUAACGAUGGAUUUCUUUCUGCAAAGAACCUGUCAAAAUUUACACGUUGUCUUCUGCUUUUCACCGGUAGGAGAAAAAUUUCGAAAUCGAGCUCAACGCUUUCCAGCAUUAAUAUCUGGUUGCACGAUAGACUGGUUCCAACCUUGGCCUAAAAAUGCACUCAUUUUGGUCGCCCAACAUUUUCUCCAUGAUUUCGAAAUUGCUUGCACAAACGAAGUUAAAAUCGAACUCGUGAAUGCUCUUGGUUCUAUACAGGAUAUCGUCGCUAAAACUUCGAUGGAUUAUUUUCAACGAUUUCGUCGAGCGACGCACGUAACACCGAAAUCUUAUCUUAAUUUUAUUGGCGGUUACAAGAACAUUUAUCGUAACAAACAGCACGAGCUAGGAGAAGGUGCAAAAAGAAUGGACACUGGGUUGGCUAAGCUCGAAGAAGCUUCCAUAUCCGUCGAAAUUUUAAAAAAAGAUUUAGCUUUAAUGGAAAGGGAAUUGGUGCAGGCAUCGGAAAAAGCGGAAACGGUUUUACUAGAAGUGACGGAAAGAGCGACGCAAGCGGAAGCUUUUAAAAAUCAGGUACAAAAAGUGAAAGAAAAAGCAGAACAAUUAGUGGAAUGCAUAGCCGAAGAAAAGGCAUUAGCAGAGGAAAAGCUCGAAGCUGCGAAGCCUGCCUUAGAGGAAGCGGAAGCUGCCUUGAAUACCAUCAAACCUGCUCAUAUAGCAACCGUUCGUAAACUUGGAAGGCCGCCUCAUCUUAUAAUGAGAAUAAUGGAUUGCGUAUUGAUUCUGUUUCAACGUAAAAUAGGUUCAGUCGUACCGGAUCCCACGACCCAAUGUCCAAAACCUUCAUGGGCCGAAUCCUUAAAGUUAAUGGCUAGUACUACGUUCCUCUUGCAAUUACAAAAUUAUCCAAAGGAUAUAAUUAACAACGAGAUGGUCGAGCUACUGCAACCUUAUUUCAAGAUGGAAGAUUAUAAUAUGGAAACAGCCAGACGAGUUUGUGGCGACGUGGCAGGAUUGUUAUCGUGGACCAAAGCCAUGGCGUUCUUCCAUUCCGUAAAUAAAGAAGUUCUUCCCUUAAAAGCUAAUCUAGCUUUGCAAGAGGCCAGAUUGAAAGUAGCUAUGGAGGAUUUGGCAAAUGCCGAGAGAGAAUUGUCGGAAAGAGAGAUGGCUCUUCAAACUGUAAAGGAACAAUACGAUGCCGCGGUCUCGGAAAAACAAAGAUUAACCGAUGCUGCAAAUGUAUGCCUCAGAAAAAUGACAGCAGCGACGACUCUCAUCAAUGGUUUAGGAGGUGAAAAGAUUCGAUGGACCGAACAGAGUAAAGAUUUUAAGCUUCAAUUAGGACGUUUAGUCGGUGAUGUUUUAUUAGCGACAGGUUUUUUAUCAUACUGCGGUCCUUAUAAUCAACAAUAUAGAAGUAAUUUAGUAACUGCUUGGAUGGAUAUUUUAACGACGAAAGUCAUUCCAUUUACGAAACAUUUGAGUAUAACCCAUAUGUUGGUCGAUACCGCAACUAUGUCGGAAUGGACACUUCAAGGCUUACCGAACGAUGAGCUAUCCGUGCAAAAUGCAUUAAUCGUUACGAAAUCCACGUCGUAUCCUUUAUUAGUGGAUCCUCAAAAUCAAGGUAAAAUGUGGAUUAAAAACAAAGAAUGUUCAAACGAAUUGCAAAUCACUUCUCUAAAUCACAAGUAUUUCCGAACGCAUUUGGAAGAUAGUUUAUCGUUAGGCAGACCUUUACUAAUUGAAGAUGUAGCGGAAGAACUCGAUCCUGUUCUUGACAACGUGCUUGAGAAAAACUUCAUUAAGUCAGGCUCUAUAGAAAAAGUCAUUGUUGGAGAUAAAGAGUGUGAUGUAAUGCCUGGUUUCAUGCUUUAUAUUACAACUAAGUUGCCAAAUCCUGCAUAUAGUCCCGAGAUAUCUGCAAAAACGUCUAUAAUAGAUUUUACUGUGACAAUGUUGGGUUUGGAAGAUCAAUUAUUGGGUCGAGUUAUACUUAUGGAAAAAGCUGAUUUAGAAGCUGAAAGAGUAGCUCUGUUUGAAUCUGUCAUGACGAAUCAGCGUUCCAUGAAAGAACUCGAGGGCACUUUAUUACAUAGGCUCACAUCUUCAGAAGGAUCUUUGGUGGACGACGAAGAGUUGAUAGGAGUACUUCAAGAAACUAAAUCUACAGCAGAAUCGGUAAAUGAAAAAUUAAAAGUAUCGGCUCUAACCGAAAAAAAAAUUACAUUAGCUCGAGAAGAAUUUCGGGCAGUUGCAUCUAGAGGAUCCAUCUUAUACUUUUUAAUCGUAGAAAUGAGUAACGUUAACGUGAUGUAUCAAAAUUCUUUAAAGCAAUUUUUAACUAUAUUUGACAAUUCUAUAACAAGAUCAGUCAAAAGCUCUAUCACCGCGGAAAGAAUAAAUACGAUACUACGACAUCUCACAUAUGAAGUAUGGGCUUUCACGUUGAGAAGUCUUUACGAAAGACAUAAAUCUUUGUUCACAUUAAUGUUAGCCAUGAAAAUUGAUUGCCAUCAGGGUACGAUCUCUCAUACGGAAUUCAAUGCGUUCAUAAAAGGCGGUGCAUCCUUAGAUCUCAAUGCGGUUACUCCAAAACCAUUCAAAUGGAUUCUCGACAUAACGUGGCUUAAUUUGGUUGAAAUUAGCAAAUUAAAUAGCUUUUCAGAAAUUUUAACAAAAAUUGAAUUUAGCGAAAAAGAAUGGCGUGUUUGGUACGAAAAGGAAAGACCGGAAGAAGAAGAGCUGCCAUGCGGCUAUCAAAAAAGUUUAGACGUCUUUAGGAAAUUAUUACUUAUCAGAUCUUGGAGUCCGGAUAGAACUUUAUCUCAAGCAAAAAAAUACGUUGUUGAAUCCUUAGGCAGGGAAUACGGAGAAGCAAAAAUCUUGGAUUUAGAAGUAACUUGGUUGGAAUCGGAAGUCCGGACACCAUUAAUAUGUUUAUUAUCGAUUGGUUCUGAUCCUAGCCCACAAAUUACAGCACUAGCCAAGCAGAAAUCCAUUCAAUUAAAAUCAGUGUCUAUGGGUCAAGGACAAGAAUUUCAUGCACGGCGAAUGAUCACGGACGCAAUGAAUACAGGUGGUUGGGUUCUUUUACAGAACAUUCACUUAUCUUUAUCAUUCUGCACGGAAGUAAUGGAUGCACUCGUUGAAACAGAUAUCGUUCAUGAAGCCUUCAGAUUAUGGAUGACAACAGAAGUGCAUCCACAAUUCCCUAUCGGUCUAUUACAGAUGGCAAUCAAAUUCACUAACGAACCACCCCAAGGUAUUAGAGCUAGCUUAAAGAGAACUUAUCAAAACGUAACACAAGAUACAUUGGACUAUAGCACACAAUCACAAUGGCCACCAUUAUUAUAUGCAGUAGCAUUUUUACAUACGGUUGUACAAGAACGUAGGAAGUUUGGUCCACUUGGUUGGAAUAUACCUUACGAAUUUAAUCAAGCAGAUUUUGCAGCUUCUGUACAAUUUAUUCAAAAUCAUCUUGAUGACAUGGAUCCCAAGAAAGGUGUAUCCUGGCCAACAGUCUGUUACAUGCUCGGAGAGGUUCAAUAUGGUGGCAGAGUUACAGAUGAUUUUGAUAAGCGUUUGUUAACAACCUUCACGCAUGUAUGGUUCUGUGAUGUUCUUUUACGUCCUGGUUUUGAAUUUUAUCGUGGCUACAAAGUACCGCAAACUCGAAACCUUCAGGCAUACGUAGAUUACAUCGACAAUCUUCCAACGACUGACAAUCCAGAAGUAUUUGGAUUGCAUCCAAAUGCAGAUAUCACUUAUCAAAUUAAUACAGCUAAGGGUAUUUUAGAUACUAUUCUCAGUGUACAACCGAAAGAAGGUGGUUCACAAGGUGGUGAAACUAGAGAGACUAUCGUUUACAAAUUAGCAAACGAUAUGCUAUCCAAGCUACCAAAACAAUAUAAUUCUUUUGAAGUAAAAGAAGCACUUCACAGAAUGGGAGCAUUAUUACCAAUGAAUAUUUUUUUAAGGCAAGAAAUAGAUAGAAUUACAAGAGUUAUUAAAGAAGUUCACGAUACAUUAACGAAUCUAAAGUUGGCUAUCGAAGGUACUAUCGUAAUGAGUCAGGGAUUACGUAAAUCAUUGGAUUCGAUGUAUGAUGCCCGUAUACCAGAAAAGUGGUUGAAAAUUUCUUGGGAAUCAGCUACUUUAGGAUUUUGGUAUACGGAACUUUUAGAAAGAGAUCAUCAAUUUAGGCAUUGGUGUAUUCAUGGAAGAUCUAAAGUCUUUUGGAUGACAGGUUUUUUUAAUCCUCAAGGAUUUUUAACAGCAAUGAGACAAGAAGUCACCAGAGCGCACAAAGGUUGGGCUCUAGACUCGGUAGUGUUACAAAAUCUUAUAACACGUUUUAAUAAAGAGGACAUUAAAGAACAACCUCAAGAAGGUGUUUACGUGCAUGGAUUAUUCUUGGAGGGUGCAUCUCUUGAUCGUAGAGCUGGAAAACUUAUAGAAAGUAAACCAAAAGUCUUAUACGAACAAAUGCCCGUAAUUUACAUAUAUGCAAUUAAUACGACUGCUGGCAAAGAUCCAAAACUUUACGAAUGCCCUAUAUAUAGAAAACCUCAAAGAACAGAUCAAAAAUAUGUUGGUUCUAUCGAUUUUCAGACUGAUCACAACCCUCGUCAUUGGACUUUACGUGGCGUAGCUUUGUUAUGCGACAUUAAAUAAAUAAAAUUAAUAAAAAUAUUUAUAUAAUACAAAUA
Messenger RNA from Vespula vulgaris, 14489 nucleotides. RefSeq names its product dynein axonemal heavy chain 5 (gene Dhc1). Gene Ontology annotation, cellular component: dynein complex. Gene Ontology annotation, biological process: microtubule-based movement. The record is from RefSeq and is a predicted model, not a curated record. The transcript is spliced from 34 exons. Bases 448 to 14454 code for a protein of 4668 amino acids. NCBI's taxonomy places the organism in Eukaryota, Metazoa, Arthropoda, Insecta, Hymenoptera, Vespidae. Gene Ontology annotation, molecular function: minus-end-directed microtubule motor activity; ATP binding; ATP hydrolysis activity.